This is a messenger RNA of Rhinolophus ferrumequinum (greater horseshoe bat), 4612 nucleotides long. It is a transcript of the gene UBXN2A, whose product is annotated as UBX domain protein 2A. NCBI's taxonomy places the organism in Eukaryota, Metazoa, Chordata, Mammalia, Chiroptera, Rhinolophidae. Gene Ontology annotation, molecular function: ubiquitin binding. The coding region runs from base 154 to 930 and encodes 258 amino acids. The record is from RefSeq and is a predicted model, not a curated record. Gene Ontology annotation, biological process: autophagosome assembly; membrane fusion; Golgi organization. Gene Ontology annotation, cellular component: cytosol; nucleus. The transcript is spliced from 7 exons.
GGUCUUUUGGGGACAACAGUGCUCCAGAUCUGACGAGCUCCAGCCCGGCGGCGGCAGCGCCCGCGGCCUCUGAGCGAAUUGAGGACGAGGCCGCGAGGGGACAGCGCGUCUCGGUCCCCUCCAGCAGCCACGCCCGGAGUAAGGUAAAAGAGAAUGAAAGAAGUAGAUAAUCUUGAAAGUAUAAAAGAAGAAUGGGUUUGUGAAACAGGAUCUGACAACCAACCUCUCAGUGAUAAUCAACAAACUACUUGUGAAUAUUUUGUUGACAGCCUUUUUGAGGAAGCUCAGAAGGUUGGUGCCAAAUGCUUGUCUCCCACUGAACAGCAAAAACAGGUAGAUGUAAGUAUAAAAUUAUGGAAAAAUGGAUUUACAGUCAACGAUGAUUUCAGAAGUUAUUCUGAUGGUGCAAGUCAACAGUUUCUGAACUCCAUCAAAAAAGGGGAAUUGCCUUUAGAAUUACGGGGAACUUUUGAUAAAGAGGAGGUGGAUGUUAAAGUCGAGGAUAAGAAAAAUGAAGUAUGUAUGUCAACGAAGCCUGUGUUCCAGCCCUUCUCAGGACAGGGUCACAGACUGGGAAGCGCCACACCAAAAAUUGUUUCUAAAGCAAAGAGUAAUGAAGUUGAGAAGAAAAAGAAUUUGUGUGCAGUCCCACUAAACAACCUGGAACCCAUCACUAAUAUACAGAUCUGGUUAGCCAAUGGGAAAAGGAUUGUUCAGAAAUUUAACAUUUCUCAUAGGAUAAGCCACAUCAAAGACUUCAUCGAAAAAUACCAAGGAUCUCAAAGAAGUCCUCCCUUUUCUCUGGCAACAGCUCUUCCUGUCCUCAGAUUGCUAGAUGAAACACUAACAUUGGAAGAAGCAGAUUUACAGAAUGCUGUAAUCAUUCAGAGACUCCAAAAAGCCACUGAACCUUUUAGAGAACUUUCCUAACACUGAUUUUUGAAACAUUAAUAGAAAGUUUGCAGAAAAAUGAUGGUUGUAAGUGGACAUGCAAACCAAAAUGGGGGAAAGGAAAAGUCAGAUCCACUGGACUUUUGGCCUGAAUACUAUUUAACUCCCUCCAGAUGAGAAGAUUUUUAAAUAAGUACAAGUUAGGAAAGUAAACUAUGACUGGAAACUAUAUUCAAUACACUUUUUCCAAAAGGCUACUCAGAAAAAUACACUUAUUUUCAAAUACCAACUAUUCAACAUAAGAGAUAUUAAAUAGCUGUGUCAUUUAAAUCUUAAUAUGGUAUAAAUUAGCAAAUAUGUUCACAGCAUCAUUCAUGUAAACACCAUUCCAAAACAGCAGUGAUUUAUUUAAAUGUUAGCUAUCUCAGAAUUUUUAAAUAGCAGUAUGUUAAAGAAAAAUUAUACAUAGCAGGUCAUAAGCAUCAGUGUAAUUAUUUUAUACCUCAGACACAAUCAAAAGGCUGGAAGGAAUUGUUUUUACCACAGCUAUGCCUAAAGCUCAGUGUUCUCCUUUUGCAUUCCCUAACGGCAAGAUAUUCUCAAAUAUUAAUUUGUCAGCAGUAUCUAAGACAUAUUUUCAUUUAAGAAUAAAAUUCUGUAGUUUAGUAUAAUUUCAGUAUUAAUCUGCCUAUCCACAUUUCUACAUUUUUGAGAAGUGUAAUUUUUAAAAAAUUAUUUUCUCUCCAGGAACCCCAGUCAUCACCUAUUGUAUUUUCUUUAAAAAAUUAGGGAUUUGUUCUUGGCUAACAUUUGAAAUAAGCCAUUCAUUUGCGACUGUUUAGAAUCUAAUAUUGUGUUAUCACAUCGCUAAUUAAUAUUUUUAAAAUACAUCAUGUAAAGUAUGGUUUUCUAUUCCGUACAUUAGAACCAACCUGUGUAUAUGUGAAAGGAUUAUUUAUUACAUUAUGAUGUCACCAAGGAAAACAUGCUUUGUUUCUUAGACUUUAAAACUGAUUAGACUUCAAUAUUUCACUGUCCAAGUAAAUGCCCUCGCCCGAAAAUAAGUUUAGGAAGCUUUUCCCGCAAAUGAUCUAUUGAAUUCUAUGUAAAGUGAAGUAUACAUUGAGUAUGCCAAGGAACGAAGCCGUGCCUGUCAGCAGUGAUGGAGGGCAGUGGACGGACGAUAGGGAAAGAGCAGUUCUCAAACCUUCUGGUCUCAAGACCUUUUGUUUAUGUGGAUGAUAUAUAUGCUAUAUUAAAAAUGAAGAGUUAUAAAAUAUUCAUUAAAAAAAAUAAACACAUCAAUGUAAACAUUUUUAUGAAAAAAAAAUGUCUAUUUUCCAAAACAAAAAGAUUUAGUGAGGGCUGUGGCAUCGUAUUCCAUUUUUUGUAAUUAUCUUUCCUGUCUGCCUUAAAGAAGACAGACGGAAUCUCAUAUCUGCUUCCAUCUGUUGUGAUAUCGCACAUCAUGUAGCCGCUAGUAAAUGCUACUGUACGUUCAUGAGAAAAUGAACAAAACAACUUAGUACGAUCAUGAAAAUAGUUUUGACCUGACAGACUCCCCUAAAAGAGCCAUUCUUACAAAGCAAUGGUCUGCAAUUAUUCUCAAGCCUUAGUGUAAGAAUCACUUGGGGAACCUUUUCGAAAUGCCUAUUCCUGCCACCUACCACACACAUUCUGAUUCAUUGUAUCUGGGACGAGUACCAGAUCCCCGCAUUUUUAUUCUCAAGUGAUUCUUAGGUAUGUAGCAGAAGAACCAGUCUUGGAGAAAUCCUACACCAAGCUUCCAUCCUCAGAAAAUGAAACCUGCAUGCUUCACCAUGGACAGUGGAAGACUGCAUUGAAAUGGGGCUGCUAGACCUUUAAGUUUUCUCUUCGUCCCCCACAGUUUGUUCUUAGACUGUUCCCUUUUAACGUGGAACUAAUCGUGACAUAAACCUAUACUUUUAUUUUCUAUAAGCACAGCUGAGACAGGCUAGAAGUUUUUACAUGAAGUUUUUAUUAAAAGCUCAGGAAUAACAAAAAGGAAAUACAUAUCUAGAUGACCUGUUUUGUAAGAUAUAUCUUCUGUUUGAAGACCACUGUAAGAAUGCUUUCUUUUCUAGCUCCCAGCCUUCUCUACAUGGUAGAGGCCUUUUUAUAAGGAAGAGAGGGAGGACAAAGGAAAACCUUUUCCUUUUGUCAUUUACUCUCAGAAAUGAACAGAUAUAUAAUAGAAAAUAAAUAAUGUCAGUAAUGUUUACAGCAGUGGUAGAGCCCUCUCCAGUGAAACAAAAAUAAUGGGGCUGGUAAGCUCGAUGAAUAUCUCUUUCAGAUAUAAAACAACAUAAGAUGAUUAUUAAUAUAUUUGCAAGAAUCUGUAAGAAAAUGUUUCAUACAGACCUAGCAUGAAGUAUUUUAUAAUUUUCAUUUGUAUAACUACAAUCAUGUGAUUCUCCAUAUAUUUCUAUAAGGGGGUCUCUCAUUGGAAAUAUUUGUCUUGUACCUAAAGAAAAGCCUCCUUUGUGGGUUUUCCAGUUUAUAAUUAUUUAAUCAGAAGACACAUUGGAGGUAUUCUUGUGUGUACAUGUAGACUACACCCCAGUAAGAAGUUCCUAUACAGAAAGGCUUGUCACCAGGAAUAACCUUCAUUUUUGUAACUGAAAACUUUCACUAAUGUAAAUAAUAUUCUCAGAGUGUUUUUUAAAAAUGAGAGUCAUCUGAUAAAGCUUUUUAUCUGAAAGUUUAAAAUUGUAAAGUUGUUAAUUAAAUGUGUAGAAUACUCAAAACAUGUUUAGAAAACAUAAACUGAAUUUGGCAAGGGAACGCAAACUGGAAAAUAAACAAACAUCUUGGUGUGGAAUAUAAUUUGACCUAAGCAGUUGUUUCAAAAUCAUCACCAGUUUCUUGAAAAUCAUUGUUAGGGCUGAUACAUAGAAAUACAUUUCUAACUUUACAGAUUCUAAUUUAUUGAUUAAAUUACUAUGCAUUAUCCAGGUUAUAAAAGUGAUCUUAUUUAUUUUAUACACUUGUCUCAUUCUGAAUAUUUUUCAUUAUGUUUCAAUGUGUUGAAAAUAUGAUAUGUAUGUGUCUACUUUAGUGCCUUAAAGUAUUUUGAAAGUAAUCUUUCUAAUGGUUAAAGAACUGUUGUCUUAAGAAUGAAAUACUAUCUUGAAAAGGGCCUGUGAAAUUUUAUACUUGUUUGUGAUAAAAUAGUUACACAUAGUUACAUUUGUCAUUUUUUGGCGAAGUCAUUCAGUUUAAGAAUCCAACAUUUAUUAGGUGUCUUCUGUUAACAAAUGUUACUUUCAUUUAAUACUCAGAAAUGUUAAAAUGCGAUAUUUUUAAUACUAACUCAAUGGUUGUGUUUAUUUUUUAAACCAUCUUUUGUGUCCUGAGUUGAACUACCAUGGAGACUCCUUCUUUUGUUCUUUCUCUUUCUAAGUACAACCCAUUUAAUUAAAAAAUUGUCCAUCACACUAACUCUUCAAAUAGCAGUGGUUUGUUAGUAGACUAAUAUUUGACUCUUUAUCAUCUGUUUUAAAUAUUUUUUGCAAAGAUAAUUCAUAUACAUUGUAGAAAAUUAUAAAAUGCAGAUAUCCUUAAAUUAUCUUUACAUCACCUAUUAUUCCACCAUUCAAAGAUAACCACAGAUAACAUUUUGGUGUGCAUCUUUUGAGAUAUUUUUAAGUAUCAGUCUUUAGUUUUAAUUAGAGGCAGGCUUUCCGGUUAUAGUUAUCCU